This is a messenger RNA of Ostertagia ostertagi, 1587 nucleotides long. Lineage: Eukaryota; Metazoa; Nematoda; Chromadorea; Rhabditida; Trichostrongylidae. The record is from the annotation of a GenBank genome assembly.
AUGGCUGAUCAUUGGUUGUAUUGGGAUAACGCACGGAGAGAAACAACGGCGACCAUUUCUGGUCUAUUGAAAAGGCGGCCUGUAAUUCAGCACCACGCGGCCCAAUUGAAAACGGCCGGAGAUCACUCAGCUUCGGAUUUAGCUUUUGCAUAUCGAGGAAAUAGAUCUCCUGCAUCAGGUCUUCCUGUGUAUUGGCAGCAGGCGGGUUACGGUUGUAUUCCUUGUUCGGCACUUCUUCGCAGAUCACCAUAUAACCCGCAAUACCGUUCGUUUGAGCCGUGCUGCCCGAAGGAUACGAGUAAAGGAAUCCGACAGAUGAAAGCUGCUUCGGAUUGGAGAAGGUAUAGCGUUGAUCCAGGGUACGGCCACCUUCAAGCCAUCAUGGCGCCCGGGGCGCUGGCGCAGCCCGACCCGGUUAUUGCAGCUAUGAUCAACCGGGUAGCUACAGACUCGUUGCUGAACAAUACCCGUCAUAUCUGUGGUACGCUUCCGGUAGUGGUGAACGGACGCCAGGACACGAUCUUCUCCCGCAGCUACGAUAUGCCGGGCAAUGAGCUGGCGUUUGCUUAUCUGAAAUCAAGGCUGCAACAAUAUGGGGUCCCUGUUGAUUCACUUGUGUUUGGCACCCGCGGCAAAAACCUGUUUGCUACGAUCAAGGGCACGAUGGACAGCACUAAGUUCAUCCUCAUCGGUGCUCAUUACGACAAUGUAGGAUCGCCCGUAGCACAAGGUGCUGAUGAUAAUGCCAGUGGCGUGGCCGCAGUAUUGGAAUGCCUGCGCAUCUGUGCCACUACCCCGAUGGCCUAUACUGUUGUUUUUGCCUUCUGGGACGAGGAGGAACUGGGCUCCCAGGGCAGCAGGGCUUACGUUACCACCAUACCCGGUAGCGGGCGCGAAUUGAUGGGCAGCAUCAAUAUGGACAUGAUCGCCUGGGAUGGCAACAGGGACAGCACCGCCGAAAUCCAUGUACGUAAUGUGCGCCAGUCGCCGCAAUGGGCGGCUAAGGCCGUGACUAUAAACCAGGACUAUAACAUUGGCCUGCGCCUCAACAUAAUCAGUCCCGGCAGCAGCGCUAUGGAUGCCACUUCCUUCUGGAAUGCCAAUCAGCCGGCCAUUGCUAUUAAUGAAGAUUAUGCCCAUGAUAUGAACCCCAACUGGCAUACCGUCAACGAUACAUUGGGCAACCUGAAUCUCCCCUACUUCACAAUGAUCACCAAGCUCUCGCUGGCUACCUUGCUGACGUAUGCACGACCUCAAUCUUCGGCCAUCGGUGAGAUCCCCGCUCCUGCGGUCAGGAUAUGGCCCAACCCGGAUCUGAGGAAUGUUGCUGCCUGCCUGGCCUUUAGACGCCAUUGGGCCUACGAUCAUGUAACGCUUGCUGAUCGUUUCGCAAGUGCAAGAGCGGCCAUAAAUGAUACGGUAGUACCUGUGAUAUUGAACGGAUUCAUACCAAACAGCAACUGGGAUGUUGCUACAGGCUGCAUAGUUACCAAUGAGAAGUUAUCAAAGGCCAGGUCAUUACCAUCACCGAUCAUGCUUUCGUCCAGCAAGAUUGCAAGGGCACCCGGAGUUACACCGAUACUAUGA